AUGAGCGCUGCAAGACUACUCAACUCCUCUCGCCUGCGCCAGACGGCUUUUGUGGCAGCCGCUUGCGCCGGCGUCCAUAGCUACACGCGAAGAAGUCCUCUGGUCAAGCUCGACAGUCCGCCGGGCUCUCACGUUCCUCAAGAUGCCUCUCUCAUAUCCUACGGUCGCCGCCUGCAGAGCAACCUUGUCCAGGCUGAAGAUCACAAGUCCGGGCCAUCCCGCGUCGGUCUAGAACCCAUUGCCGAACCCAAGGAUGCCGAACACUCCACGCCGGCUUCAGACCCGGAGGAAGAAACGUCAUGGGCGUCAUUCUUAAAUAACUUUGCGGCUGUCAGAGAUGGUAUUGCGGCAAUAGAAUGGGGCGCCAUUCCGGACAAGAUCACCGACUUUGUCUUACCUAGCUGGGCAAGACUGUUGCCUGAGGGGAUCCAGAAGUUACAGUUCGAGCUGUCCAUGCAGCCAGGCACUCUGGCCGACGAGAUAUGGCAAGAAGCCAACGACCCAAACAUCAAUCCAGAAAUAUUGUGGAACGCCACUGUCCGCGUGGGAGACACUCUGGGCAGAGACGAGCUUGAGUUCCGUCGCAAGAGAAAGGAACGUGUCACCAAGGCAUUGGCAAGAUAUCUUGAAGUGGACGAGGGGGAGAUACAUCCGGACGAUGUACCCACCAUCGCCAUGUGCGGGAGUGGUGGUGGGCUGCGAGCGAUGGUCGCCGGGUCCAGCAGUUAUUUGUGCACGCAAGAUGCCGGCCUCUUUGAUUGCGUCACCUACAUGGCUGGAGUGAGUGGCAGUUGCUGGCUCCAGUCCCUGUUCUUCUCUUCCCUCGGCAAACAGGAUUUCCGUUGUCUGUUAAAGCACUUGAAGGGUCGCCUGGGCACGCAUAUUGCUUUUCCUCCAGCGGCGUUAAAACUGGUCACCAGCGCGCCGACCAACAAGUUCAUCCUGAGUGGCUUCAUUGAGAAAUUGAAGGGAGACCCCGGCGCGUCGUUCGGCUUGGUCGAUAUCUACAGUCUUCUGCUCGCUGCCCGGCUUCUCGUGCCUCAUGGUGACUUGGAUGUUCACGACCAGGAUUUGAAAUUGUCGAACCAACGGAACUACCUCGAGAAUGGUGAAUAUCCCAUGCCAAUCUACACUGCGGUAAGACAUGAGAUUCCGGUUGAUGAAGAGGAGGUGGAGGAAGCAAAAGACAAUCUGGCCCUAAAACAGGAGAUCAAGGAUAAGGCGCGAAAAGAAGCAUGGUUUCAAUGGUUUGAAAUGCAUCCUUGGGAAGUAUGGUGUGAAGAGUUUGGCGCGGGGAUCCCGACGUGGAGCUUGGGCAGACCGUUCGACAAAGGUCACGGCCAGCUGCUCGAUACUGGGGUUGCCUUGCCAGAAAUCCGGCAAAGUCUUCUACUCGGCAUUUGGGGCUCGGCUUUCUGUGCCACUCUGUCUCACUAUUACAAGGAGAUCAAACCGGCAUUGCUUGGAAUUGUGGGUUUCGCGGGAUUAGAUGGCCUUGUGGAGGAAAAGAACGAGGACCUGAUGAAGAUCCAUCCUAUCGACCCAGCGACUAUUCCCAACUUUGUUCACGGCAUGAAGGGUCAACUACCCUCCACAUGUCCGGACUCCGUGUUCAAAACUGAUCAUCUUCAGCUCAUGGACGCUGGAAUGAGCAACAACCUACCGAUAUAUCCGCUCUUACGGCCCGGUCGUGAUGUUGAAAUUCUCAUCGCGUUCGACGCAUCUGCAGACAUCCAGAAGGAGAAUUGGCUUUCCGUUGUCGACGGCUAUGCCAAACAACGUGGGAUCAAGGGCUGGCCAAUUGGUGCCGGGUGGCAACAGGCGUCGUCUGAACCGCAGGAUACUGCCCUAGCAUUGGAUGAAGCGCAAGCAACAUCGCCGCAGGAGGCAGCCAUUAAGGUCGCUGAAGCGCGAGAGGAGAAUCGAGAGGAGAAAACAUCGAAACCAAAAGAUGUCGGCAUCUCAAAAAGCCCGACCACAGGACAACGUCCUGAUGCAGAAUCGGUGCUAGGUCCAUGCAAUGUUUGGGUUGGAAUGAAGAGUGAACGGUCAAGUGACGAUGAACCUCCACCGUCCAAACGCCUCGCAUGGGACGAUCCGGAAGACUCGACAUUCCACCUCACGAAUCCCGAAGCUGGUAUUGCAGUCAUAUAUUUCCCCCUCAUCCCCAACCCGAAAGUCGAAGGAGUUGACCCUGACAAGACCGAUUAUAUGUCUACUUGGAACUUUGUCUAUACCCCGGAGCAGAUCGACAGUGUUGUGGCGCUGGCAAAAGCGAAUUUCGAAGAAGGCGCCGAGGUCACCAAACGGACGGUCCGCGCCGUGUACGAGCGGAAGAAGAAGCUAAGACUGGAGCGCGAGGCCAAGGCCAGACAGAAGGAAUGGAAAGUCAAAUUGAGGGAAAAUGGGGACCAUUUUGGUGGAAACUAG
This is a messenger RNA of Capronia coronata CBS 617.96, 2430 nucleotides long. RefSeq names its product phospholipase A2. Gene Ontology annotation, cellular component: cytosol. Bases 1 to 2430 code for a protein of 809 amino acids. Gene Ontology annotation, biological process: glycerophospholipid catabolic process. Gene Ontology annotation, molecular function: A2-type glycerophospholipase activity. The transcript has a single exon. NCBI's taxonomy places the organism in Eukaryota, Fungi, Ascomycota, Eurotiomycetes, Chaetothyriales, Herpotrichiellaceae. The record is from RefSeq and is a predicted model, not a curated record.